AUGGACGUCAUGGAGUUAGUUGAGAACGAGCAAAAUGCACGCCCUUUUCAAUGCGACUGGAAGACAUGCAGCAAGAGUUUUAACAGGAAAUCUGACCUUCAGCGUCAUUAUCGCAUACAUACCAAUGAGAGACCAUACUCAUGCGUAACCCCAGGAUGCGGGAAAAGCUUCAUCCAAAGAAGUGCCUUGACCGUGCACAUUCGAACACAUACCGGCGAAAAGCCUCAUCAGUGUCAACACAUUGGGUGCGGCAAAAGAUUUUCCGACUCAUCGAGUCUUGCGCGCCAUAGACGUAUUCACACAGGCAAAAGACCCUACAAAUGCGCACAUGAAGGUUGCUUAAAGAGCUUUUGUAGAAAGACGACCAUGGUCAAGCAUCAACGACGUUCACAUCAACGCGGUAUUCAUUCAUCGGAACUUGAUGACGGCGAGACAUCCGAUUCUGAUAGCGGAGAGUCACCAACCACCCCUCGACAUCACUCUAGUCAAAUUCAAUGGCCGCCUCAGCAGCACCUGACAGUACCCGGUGUUCCUCAUGGACAUCAGAUGCACCGAGCACAUUCAUUCGCGGAUUUUGGACAGCAUCAACAAAAUGAUGGAUACCCAAUGCCACAAGGAUACAAUCACAGACAUAGUCUUUCAGGAGGGGUUCAAUCUUAUGGCCCCAUUCCAGAUCAGCAUCAUCACAUCAUGCAAAGACAGCCUAGUCUGCAGCAUGCCUCUUACUACGUCCCGGAGCAGAACAAUCCUGGUGUUGCAACUUUGAACACCAACCCAACUCCAAUUCAGACGUACCACAUCCCUCGACAUUCUAUGGAGAGACAUCCCCAGGAGAUGUUGCAAAACAGCCCUGGUAGCUACUCUUCUCAAUCACGCGGCAGCCCAGUCUCCCAAGAGUCAUACUACACGCACACCCACCACCCAGUCCAUGUUCCUACCUAUGGCCUUCACGGUCAAUCCCCAACUGAUACCCAGCCAAUGAUUCAUUACCAUCAUCAGCAUUUGCCACAACCCCAUUCAAUUCCGUCACCGAUUGCACAAGUACCGCAUCAUUUGCAACAACAAUACCCACAACCCCCGGAGCAUGGCCAAUGGUAUGAAAAUACUCCGUAUCAACAACCUGAGGUCAUCGGCCAUGUGCCAUUGUAUCCUCAAGUCACUGUCUUCAGUGAUCCAUGGCCUAAGCUCGAGACGUUCGAUGAUCCAUCGUUACAAAUGCCCAGUGCUCGCAUUGAGAGUUUAUAA
This is a messenger RNA of Sclerotinia borealis F-4128, 1245 nucleotides long. Lineage: Eukaryota; Fungi; Ascomycota; Leotiomycetes; Helotiales; Sclerotiniaceae. The record is from the annotation of a GenBank genome assembly.